CGCACUUGGCAGAUCUGGAUGGACAAGGCUGCGCCGCACACCGCUCCGAGGUGGGCCGCGACGGUGUUCAUCAUGCUUGCCUACUGCCUCCGCGUGUACCUGAUCAACGGGUGGUAUAUCAUCACCUAUGGGCUGGGGAUCUAUGCGCUGAACCUGCUGAUUGGCUUCCUCUCGCCGGCGACGGACCCGGAGACGGAGGGACCCACGCUGCCGACGUCCAAGGACGACGAGUUCCGGCCCUUUGUGCGCAGGCUACCAGAGUUCAAGUUCUGGCGCGGUCUCGCCGCGGCUCUGGCGGCGCGGCGGCUGGUGUCUGAGGGUGCGCGGUGGACCGGUAGGUACGGGCUGACGAAAGCCUUCUGCGUGGCCUUCUGCAUGACCUUCUUCAGCCUCUUCAACAUCCCCGUGUUUUGGCCCAUCCUCCUCAUGUACUUUUUCGCGCUCUUCUUCUUGACGAUGAAGCGGCAGAUCAAGCACAUGAUCAAAUACAAGUACGUGCCCUUCUCGUUUGGAAAGGCAAAGUACAAGGGCAAGGAGGGGGAGGGA
Messenger RNA from Emiliania huxleyi CCMP1516, 546 nucleotides. RefSeq lists its product as hypothetical. Lineage: Eukaryota; Haptophyta; Isochrysidales; Noelaerhabdaceae. The annotation marks the transcript as partial. Gene Ontology annotation, cellular component: Golgi membrane. The transcript has 4 exons. Gene Ontology annotation, biological process: protein retention in ER lumen; retrograde vesicle-mediated transport, Golgi to endoplasmic reticulum. The record is from RefSeq and is a predicted model, not a curated record.